GGCCCAUGUGCAACAUUACGCAAAAUUGUUUCUCCCCCGCCCCCAUGUCGUUUAAUGUGAUUGGUGAAGUAGUUUGCUGUCAAAACAAGAAGGAAAUUGCGGUGUGUUAUGACAUAGAGAGAGGUACCGGUAAGUUGUCUUGUCUUUUUUUACAGUUACUUGUAGACUAGUCCAAAUAGCACCCGGUACAUUGGCAUUUGGCAAACUAGCGUAUCAUGAUGUCACCUAUUUAUAAAUAGCGCACGUACUAACUGGCUAGAGCAAGGUGAAUUGGCUAGCUAGCUAGGUAAUUUAGCAAGCUAAUCCUCGAACUCCAUGCCAUGAUUAUCUGUAGCUGCGAGUAGCUAGCUACGUAAGUCUUUUUUACAGAAUGGCGCUCUAUUUUUCAUCAAGCUAAUAGCAAUGCUACCCAUUUUUUAUCAUACCUAAAUUAGCUCAGAUUCCUGGGUGCAUGCAUGUUUAUCCAUAUUUUCACUAACGUGUAUUAUAGAACAGUUGAUCUACAUUUUUUGUGAGUGAUACCUUGUAUCUAACAUUUUACAUUGUGAGAAGGAUACAUAGCUACAAAGGAGCUACUGUAGACUGUUUGUGCUUAACGUUACAUCUAGCAACCGCUGUAAAUUGUGGCUAUACCUUAGCUUCGGGACGCAACUUCGUGAGUCUGUAGGGAAAUUCAUUAGGCUGACAAGCUAGGUAUACCUAUGUAACUACCAUGUAUAGAUGGUUCAAAUCAAAAUAAAAUAAAAUGUUGUUUGUCACAUGUGCGAAUACAACAGUGCUUACUUAGUUACGAGCCCUUUCCCAACGAUGCCGUUUUAGGGACUCCAAAUUGAAAUGUUAGUUUGACUGUUCUCCAAGUAAUUUUUUCAGUAACUGGUAGUGACACCAGCAACCCCAUCAGCGUGGCCAGGCAUGAGAGCUGAUAUCUGAGAAUUUAAACCACCAGCGCCACAAUGGAGGUCCCUGCCAUCAGUAACAACCUCAACCUUUCAUAUGGGUACUUGGAUCCCUCUGACACCCCUCCCACCAUGUCUAUUGACAAGCUCUUUCCAGCACUCCUGGAGUGUUUUGGGAUCAUCUUGUGUGGCUACAUUGCUGGGCGAGCAAACAUCAUCACAUCCACACAGGCCAAAGGAUUGGGGAACUUUGUUUCUAAGUUUGCCCUCCCAGCAUUGCUCUUUAAGAACAUGGUACUGUUGGACUUUGGGAAUGUCAUCUGGCCAUUUUUGUGGAGUAUUCUCAUCGCCAAGGUGUCUGUGUUUUUCAUUGUGUGUGUGAUUACACUAAUGGUUGCCAAUCCUGACACUCGCUUCAGCAAAGCUGGCCUAUUCUCCAUCUUUGCUACUCAAAGCAAUGACUUUGCUUUGGGAUACCCGAUUGUUGAGGCCUUGUACAAGAACACACACCCAGAGUACCUACAGUACAUUUACCUGGUGGCACCAGUGUCCCUCAUGCUUCUCAACCCCAUUGGGUUUGCCUUCUGUGAGAUCCAGAAGUGGAGGGACCAGAGAGACCGGCAGCAGAGCAAACUCAAGAUAGUGGGUGUGGUCAUCCUGCAGGUUCUGAAGAACCCCAUAGUCUUAAUGGUUGUUAUUGGCAUUAUCUUCCACUUCAUCCUGGAUCAGAAGAUCCCUGCUUUCAUGGAGCAGUUUGUGGACGGCCUGGCCAACUCUUUUGGAGGAGCCGCUCUGUUCUACUUGGGCCUAUCCAUGGUGGGCCAGUUGGGGAAGCUCACCAGGUCCACGGUUGUAGCCCUUAUCCUGCUCAUUACAGCAAAACUGUUGGUGAUGCCGUUGAUCUGUCGAGAGAUGGUGGAGCUGCUGGACGCUGACAACACCAGCUCUAGUCUCGAACACUCCAGCCUCUCCAACUAUGCCUUCCUCUAUGGAGUCUUCCCUACUGCCCCCAGUGUGGCCAUCUAUGCUGCUCAUUAUAACAUGGAGCUACAAGUUGUUACCUCAGGGAUGGUAAUAAGCACAUUUCUCUCAGCUCCCAUUAUGUAUGUUUCUGCAUGGUUGCUGACAAUACCAUGGAUGGACCCUAAGCCAUUGAUGGAUUCGCUGCAGAAUGUCAGCUUUAAUGUCAGCAUCAUCAGCUUAGUUGCACUGGCUUGGACAGUAACUGUCAUGUUCCUGAGUAAGAAAUUUAAGAGACUACCUCACAUGUUCACGGUCAAUCUGGUCUUGGCACAGAUUCUAGCUUGUGUUGGCAUGAUCUUGUGGAACUUUGUUGUGAGACAAGACAGCUUCAUUGGACACGUGUUGACAUUCACACUGUUGUACGGCUCACUGUACAGUACUUAUGUAUGGCCAGGUCUGAUAGCACUUUCCCUUGUGUUGAUGAAGAGAGGUGGUGAGCUAAAGGUUGCGCCAGGCUUCCUGGUGAUUGCAGGCUGGGGAGUCCCAGCCCUUGUGGCAGCAGUGCUCCUCAUGACUGGGGUGAGGAUGCCUGACACCAUCGAUUCAGCUUUCUUCUAUGGAAGACCCCAGGUCAUCUGCACCUCAGUUGUGCUUGCCUUCAGCAUAGUGCUGGGCGGGUGCUCUUUGGUGGGCCUCCGUCGAGGCACGUGGGACUCAAAGUACCAUGUCCUGGAGAGAGACUCUAUGCUAGGCACUACUGAGGAUCUGAGGCCCCAGAGUGGCCCAGAUACCCAAACUAUCCCAGACAUGUUUGAGCCAGCCGGAACCGGAAGCAUCAACAGAGAGUGCCAUAUGUGUGACUGUGCUCUGUCCCAGCCCAUGCCUGAUAUGAUUGUCAGCACAAACAUGAAUGACACACUUAUCAUCCAGCCAGGUCAGUGUGGGACUGGCUGUGAGUCCCCAGGCAGUCUACUGGCCCAGGAGCAGCAGAGGCAGGUGGCAGACAGACAAGUGGCCCGCCAUGUGCUCCUAUGCCUGCUACUGACCGUCAGCCUACUAGCUAACCUGUCCAGUUGCCUGUGGUGGCUCUUUAGUCGAGUCCCUGGCAGACUUUACUUAGAGCUGCAGUUCUUCUGUGCUGUGGUCAACUAUGGACAGAGCUUCAUCUCAUUCGGGAUUUUUGGGCUGGACAAACAUUUGAUAAUACUGCCAUUUAAAAAGAAGAUAUCCUGUCUGUGGCAUAGAAUGAAGCCAGAGGAGCAGCCUCAACUGGUUGUAUCUGAUGACAUCAUGAUGACCUGCACUCAAUUCAUCAGAUGCCACAAAGAGCAGUGUGUCCGGGACAUUGUCCAGAUGAACAGGUGUGGGGAGAGGACAGUGGUGGACACUUUUCUUGGCAGUGAGCUGGUGGAGUGGCUGUUGCAGGUGGGUCUGUCACAGGACAGAGGAGCGGCACUGCUCUACGGGGUCCGGCUGCAACAGGGUGGGGUGCUCCAGCACAUCACCCAGGAGUACGGCUUCCAAGAUGACGAGCUGCACUUCCGUUUCCCAGCGUAAGGUGGGCCCUGAGUAGGCCCAGUCUCAAGGGUUUUCCAGAGGCACAGAAUGAAAAAGGGAUCAGCUAUCUACCAGACCUGAAUCCAGGUCGCUACCUACCUAGCACUAGCAGUAUUGGUUGACUUGAAGAGUCUGCUGCUUUUUUAAAUGCUUGUAUUGUUUUGCACAUGGGUGUGUGCAGUCAUAACAAGCAUUGAGCACUUGUUAGUUUUCUUUUAAACUGACUAUUUUUUGUGAGUUUUUGUGUGGUACUGUAUGCAUAACGAGAUUUAACAGUUGUCAAAGAGGCAGAGAUAAUAAUGAUCGGCCCAAAUUACGGAUGUCAAAUAUCAUUAUCGUCUCAGACUAGCUGGUAUCCCCUUUAUGACACUCGUAUACCGUAAGGCUCUGAUUUAACAUGUUUUUAUUUAGUUUGGAUGACAAGAAUGGUAUUUGUCAGGUAUUGAAAACAUAUGUCUAAUGUUGCUGUGUAUUCUAAAUACCCUUCAUUUGGCCAUAAUUUAUAUGGCAGCUAGAUCUAUUUUUAAUACAUUUGAAUAAUGUAGAUCGAAUGGUGUCCAAAUUUAUGGAUGCAGAAUUUUAUCUUUGAUUGAACCUUGUUCCCCCAUGAUGAAAUUGAGGGGGGACAAAGGAUCUGUCUCCGUCCGUUUGUACGUUAUUAGUCACGUGAUAUCUCGGACACCAUUGGGCGAUUUUGACGAAACUUGGGUGAAUGAUGCGUCUUGCUAUAGAGACCCAGCAUUUACAAAAUUACACUGAUUGGCCCAAGGGCGCUAUAGUAAUCAACUGAAAACUUUGAACAAGCAUAUCUCCUGUCCCGUUUGAGCUACAGUCAUGACAUGUUGUACAUACAGUGCCUUCGGAAAGUAUUCAGACCCCUUGACUUUUUCCACAUUUUGUUAUGUUACGG
Molecule: messenger RNA, 4326 nt
Organism: Coregonus clupeaformis (lake whitefish)
Lineage: Eukaryota; Metazoa; Chordata; Actinopteri; Salmoniformes; Salmonidae
Product: integral membrane protein GPR155-like
Exons: 15
Coding region: 954-3416 (820 amino acids)
Biological process (GO): intracellular signal transduction; transmembrane transport
Cellular component (GO): membrane
Source: RefSeq, a predicted model, not a curated record